UAGCCGCGCCCCCCUAUGGCAAUUUCUACCUCGCUUUUGUUUGCACAUAUUCUCGUAUCCAAGAAAUCUCGACAGCGUAUUAGUUAUCUCGGAGAUACAUCUGAAAUCUUCAUUUAAGGAAGAUUUCACUGCUUGAUAGGGGCAAAAUUUCCUUUUCUGAAAACUAGCGAGUCUGAGAAAAUUUCGUCACAGUUGCGAAGAGACAAAAUGGCCAGUCGCAAAACGAGAAAAACUCAAAAGCGAGCCCAAAGAGCAACCUCUAAUGUGUUCGCCAUGUUUGACCAAACUCAAAUCCAAGAGUUCAAGGAAGCGUUCAAUAUGAUCGAUCAAAAUCACGAUGGAUUUGUGGACAAGGAAGAUCUACACGACAUGUUGGCUUCCCUGGGUAAAGACCCCACUGACAAGUUCUUGGAAGAUAUGAUCAACGAGUCUCCAGGGCCCAUUAACUUUACCAUGUUUUUAACUUUGUUCGGGGAGAAGUUAAACGGCACUGAUCCAGAGGAUGUUAUUCGUAACGCUUUUACUUGCUUCGAUGAAGAAGGCGGGGGUAAAAUACAUGAAGAUGUACUUAAAGAGGCUAUGAUGACGAUGGGAGAUCGGUUUUCCGAAGAGCAAGUAGAUGAUAUUCUUCGAGACGCUCCCAUCGACAAGGAAGGCUAUUUGGAUUACAACACGUUUACACGUAUCCUCAAGCAUGGCAAGAAAGAUGACAAUGACUAAACACGGUUAAAAAUACAGGUUUUUACAGUAUUUGAGUGGAAAUUUAUUUGAAUGUAAAUCUGGACUAUUGUACAGCACCUGGGUACUAAUCAGUUGAGAACCAUCGUUUUUUUUCAUUCUUUUUCUAGCCCAUUUCUCAACAGCAUCUUAUAACUUUUUAUAGAAAAAGAGUUUGUUUUUAGCAUUCUAAUUUUCUAAUGCCUCUAGCCUAAUGAGCUAUUAGCAAAAGCUGAAUCAACGUUAACCUUCGCUUUAUUUUCUUUAAGGUCUAUAAACAGGUAUAAGGUAUUGGAAUCACACUAACUGCCUAAUAAUCUGCUUUCAAUUUACAGACAAAUAUUCAAUUUAGCCUAAUUUAUGCUAAUUGUUUAAACGUUUAAAAAAAUUUACAUUUCACCAUCUUAAGUAACUAUAGAAAUUGCCUUAUAAAUAUACUAUUACAACUGGAAUAAAAGUUAAGAUAAAUUACGUCAAAAAUAAGCAAGGGGUGUCAUAGGUAGGAAUAUACGCACCAAAAAUAUAUUGUGAACUAAAUUUU
Actinia tenebrosa (Australian red waratah sea anemone) is the source of this 1258-nucleotide messenger RNA. RefSeq names its product myosin regulatory light polypeptide 9. Lineage: Eukaryota; Metazoa; Cnidaria; Anthozoa; Actiniaria; Actiniidae. The record is from RefSeq and is a predicted model, not a curated record. Gene Ontology annotation, molecular function: calcium ion binding.